Vitrella brassicaformis is the source of this 4257-nucleotide messenger RNA. The record is from the annotation of a GenBank genome assembly. NCBI's taxonomy places the organism in Eukaryota, Vitrellaceae.
CGCGUGAAUGAAUGCCACACGCGAAAGCUGACAAAUACAUACGUCUGCCUAGGCUAUCGCCGUCAAGGCUCGUCUACUCAUGACCUAACACCCGAACACCCGGCCGCUCAGCUGACACAGCAGGGCGCCUUCCAUUGCAGCCCUGCUCAUUCGUCACACGCACCCCAAUCAACGCCCUCGGCCCACUUGACGCGCAGCGGGGGGAGAUAGGCCGGCAAAACCGUCCCAGCGGGCUCGAUCGGGGCCACAGGCACCACCACCAUCCUCCCCUUGCCCUUUCCGGGGAGAGGCGUGGCGUUGUUGAUGGGGCUGUAUGCGGCCAGGUGCUGGUGGAACGGGUAAAGGGGCAGCUGCAUGCCGGCCAUCAUGUCGUCCCAUGCGUUGGUCAGCAGCGGGGAGAUAAGCUCGCGCAGCAUGUCGAUGUGCGACCUCCUCACCUCGAUCAGCAGCUCGUCGUGGAGGUUGAGCACCAGGUUGGCGUCGAGGGCCGGAUGUUCACGUAGCGCGUCAGCGACCCGGAGGGUGGCGAACUUCAUGACGUCGGCCGCGCUGCCCUGGAUGACCAUGUUGCUCGCCUGCCGGUCCACCCGCGGCCUGUUGGUCACCCGCUUCCUCUUCUCGCCAUCCUUGGCGCCUCUCGCCGACACCAUGUCGGGGAAGAACCGCUUGCGGCCGCCUAUCGUGCUCACGCAUCCCUCCGUCCGCACCUGGUACUUGCAAAACUCAAACAGCUGCCGCACACGCGGGAAGGCCUCGAAGAAUCGCUCGAUGUGCGCCUUGGCGGCGGCGCGGUCCAUCAUGGCCUGUUGCGCCAGCCCGUCGGCCGUCUGGCCAUAGAGGAUGCCGUAGGUAACCUUCUUAGCCUCAUCGCGCUGCUGGGGGGUCACCUGGUCAAUGGGCACGCCGAAGAGUCGCGAGGCGGUCUCGCGAUGGACGUCGCCGGUCUGGAUGGCCGCCAGGAGGGAGGUGUCGAGACUCAGCCGCGCCAGGAUGUCGAUCUCCAUCUGACGAUAAUCCACAGCCACAUAGACCAAGGGGUCGGAUGACGAGUCGUUGCCACCCGCGUCGUGUGUGAGGGAGAAGGCCUGGCGGACGUUGGGGGGGAUCUGCUGCAGGUUUGGCCGCUCACAUGCGAGCCGCCCGGUGCCUGUGCCGGUCUGUAGGAAGGAGCAGUGUAUCCUGUGGGUGGUGUUGGAGACGUGACGCUGAAGAGGCACCACGAAGCCGCUGUCCUGCUUGGAGAUGUCGCGGUGAUCCAAAAUCAGGUCAAUGAACCUGACAGACAGACCAAGGGAGGGAAGGGCAGCACAUGAAGGUAGGUACCGUACCGCAUGCCUUUCUGUGUGCUCAGCUGGGGGCGUGUGUCGGCUAUCUCACUGACCUAAUGGCUCGAUGUAUCUCCUCGUCCGUCUUGUUCUUCACCACCCCCUCCCCGGCCUCAGUAUCCCGCACCUCACCCUUUCCCCUGGCAUCCACUUCCUCCUGCAGCCUCUUUUGCAGCUCCUUGAGCGCAUACACAGACGUGGACUUGUCUGUCUUGGGCGCGUUGGCCUGCUUGAGACGCACCGAGGGCAUCCCGAAGUCAUCAAACAGCACCUGCCCCACUUGUGCGGGCGACCUCGGGUUGAACUCGCGACCGGCAAGCUCGUGCAGCUCCCCCUCGAUGACGUCCGCCGCGCUGCCCUCUCCUCCUUCCCCACCGCCCUCCUUUCGCCCCUCGAGCCUCUGGAGGACAGUCACGUUGAGGGGCAUCCCUCUCUGCUCCAUGGCAGCCAGCACCGGGAUCAGUGGCCGCUCUAAUCUCUCCCACAGGGACCACAGCACCGCAUCUCUCAGGCGACUCUCGAGAGCGCGCCACAGAGGGAUCAGAGACGUGGAGGGGUCGGGGGCGUCAGGGGCGUCAGUGGUGGGAGAGUCGGGGAGGUAUGUGGCCAUGAGCUGUGCGAGGGGCUGCCGAUGCAGGUCGGGCUCCAGAAGCCAGGCCGCCACACUGACGUCGAAGCACCGGUCGGCCGGCAGAGGCGGCAUGCCCAUGGCCUUGAGCCCAUGCAGGACGCUCUUGAUGUCGUCACUCACCCAGAGGGUCGACGGACCAGACAAAGCGGCCGCCAAUGAGGACGCAAUGGGUCCACCAGAUGACGACAGGAGGGCCGGUGACAGCGACACAUGGCAGAUGCGGCCUGAUGGUGUGGGCAGCGGAAAGGAUAUGUUGAUGUGCAGGCGGUCCACAUCCGGCGGGUACUUGAGAGGGAGGCUGGGAGCCGCUGCGGCCGGUUUGCUGCUCUUGCGCUGGCGGGUCGACGGCGGCUUGCCGACAAGCGCCUCGCUCAUGAGGAUUGACGCCACAGGCGAUAGCAUACCAUCCUCCAAUACGGCCGCAUCGUCCGAAAAGGACACAGCGGAUGGGUCGCUCUCCUCCACAGCACGCAUCAAGGAUGACAGGGAAGAACCUUCUUCGCCUGUAUCCUCCAUGACGUCUUCAGGGGCCGACUGGCGGUUGGCGGCCGCAUCUGGCCAUCCGUUGAGGGAAGGGGCGGCCUCCCGCACUGAAGGCGCGUGGGUCACAUGGUCGGUGGGGACGGUGAGAGGCGGCACCACGGGGUGCUGCCGCGAGAGACUCGCAAAUCCCCUCGUCUGCAUCGAGAUGGGCGCCGCGACUGAGCUGUCGGCUGAUGCUGGCGCCGCAUUGCCGAUCCUUGGCGUCGGCGGCAGCAUUCCCACUUCGACGAACUGCCUCUUGGUUCCCUUCAUCUCGAGCUCGUCCAGCAGCUGCGACAGCUCCUGGGCCUGAGGAGGGCGGAUGAGGUAGUCGGUGAGAGAGGAGGAGAUGGGCAAAGAGGUGUUGAGGGUGGUCGUCUGCAGGGUGCGGCGGCACUGGGCCAUCCUGGCAUCGUCUUGCCGGAUGGUCCUCAGCUCCAAACGCACCUUACGGCUCACAUGGGGGUCGUAUCGCCCGUGCUCCAACACACCCUGGAGAGAGAGCCACACACACAGAGAGACAGAGAGAAAAGGUCAUACGUUUGUCGCGUCCCCUUUCCCCUCUGACUGACACCCUGCACUGACUCACCUCGAGGUUGCCGUGUUGUUGCAGCAGUUUCUGUGCCGUCUUGGGCCCCACGCCCUUGACGCCCUCCACAGAGUCGACGGAAUCCCCCACGAGCGCCAGGUAGUCGGGCACCUGGUGCGGCUCGAUGCCCAGCUCCCGCCGCAGCCUCUCGCGGGUCAUCGAGUACUGGUAGGGCCCUCCCGCCUUCCACCCCCUCCCCCCUGCAGGCCUGUGCGGCAGCAGGCACUUGACGCGGUCGUUGACGAGCACCUGCCACAGGUCCUUGUCCGACGACAGAAUGAGGAUCGACGAUAUCACGCUAGAGAGGUCUUGUUCGUCCCACUGGUCCAGCAGCUUCUUGGUAAGGGUGCCAAUGACGUCGUCGGCCUCCCAUCCCUCGUACUUGACGCCUAUAAGCUCGUCCGAGCCAAUGGUGGGGAUGCCCGCGAGGUCGAGCAGCUUGAGUGCCAGAGGGAACUGCACGGUGAGGUCUUCUGGCUGUGCGUCGCGGUCCUUCUUGUAGUCGGGGUAUAUCUCCUUCCUCUCUCUGUGUGAGUCCUCGCCCUCCAACACCGCCACCAUGUGGUGCGGCUUGUAGUGCCGCACCAGCUUCAGCACCGACUGAGCCAGCCCGUAAACGGCCCCCGUCGGCACCUCUGCCGUCGUCCGCAGGUCCUUGAGCGCCCAGUAGGACCGCACAAUCAUGCCCGCCGCGUCGAUGAUCACAAAGGGCGGUCUGGAGGCUGAGGUGGACUCUGCCGCGGCUGAUUGAGCCGUGAGGGGGAGCCAUGAGGAGGAUGGCUCUGCCGGCAAGGAGAGUCCAUAACGUGACAGGGCAGUCGUCCGUCGGCCAUGCGCCAGUGGAGGGAUCCCAAAACAGACGGGCGACCGCCUGACGCGGCCGGCAAAAGCCAUUGCUGAUGGAUCUGGUGGUCUCGCCAAUGCAGAGAUCGAUGAAGCCAUUUGGCAAUGCAUCGGCGCCCGAAUGGCUCUCGUUGGUGACAGCAUCGACAGAAACCACCCCAUCACGACGACCAGGAGACGAUAAGGGCAGCAGCGUGACGCUCUCCUCCUCAGCUCAUGGUGAUCUUGUCCAGUCACCGAUUCCCUCUCGGGAGAGGCCGAGGGUGGACAGAUGUGCGCUGAAGAUGGACGAUGCAUAACUGAUCUAAGUCCUGAUGCCCUUUCCGCGAUGAAUGCAUAGCUUCCCU